This is a messenger RNA of Cucumis melo (muskmelon), 1765 nucleotides long. RefSeq names its product hsp70 nucleotide exchange factor FES1. NCBI's taxonomy places the organism in Eukaryota, Viridiplantae, Streptophyta, Magnoliopsida, Cucurbitales, Cucurbitaceae. The transcript has 8 exons. The record is from RefSeq and is a predicted model, not a curated record. Bases 358 to 1497 code for a protein of 379 amino acids.
AAGAAUGUAGCAAACAAAUAAAAAAUGAUUAGCAAAAAUGUCGCAGAAUGCAAAAUUACAUACACCAUAGUCGUCAGAUUCCGUUUCUUAGCGGCGAAGAAGAGGGAAAAGAAAAGGAAACUCCAUUUUUCUCUUUUAACUUUUGAAGAAAAAAAUCAUUCCAUUCUCACUGUCUCUUGACUCUCUCCCCAUCUUCCCGACCUUCAAUCUCUCUCGGAUCUCUCCCCCCGGCAUUUCCCAUCCUACCCACUGCGUGAAUUUUCCAUUACCUGCCUUUUUUUCUUUCGAAUUUCAGCUGGGAAAAACAAAACUGCCCAACCCAUCUUUGGAAUUUCAAACUCCGGACGAGAAAAAACCAUGAGGCGUUCCCUAGUUGUUGGGCUCUGUUUAUGGUUCUCUCUGACAUUGGUGAUUGCAGAUGCAAAUGACUCUUCUUUGGAAGGUUUAAUCUGGUCUUCUGCAAAAGAAGAUUCCGCCGCCGCUGCUGCACCUGUCGUUCACGACGCCGAUGGCUUUGAUGGCGGCUUUUCUUCCCUCGAUAGCAUGUUACAGUGGGCUAUAGGCCAUUCUGAUCCUGCAAAACUAAAGGAUACUGCACAGGAUGUGAAACAAUUGUCUCCAAGUGAGAUAAAGAAGCGUCAAGAAGAAAUUAAGGACCUGAUAGAGGAGUUGAAGCUGCCAUCAGAUGCAAAGCUGAUGCAAAUUGCGGUGGAUGACUUGAAAAAUUCCUCUCUAUCAUUGGAAGAUCGCCAUCGGGCAUUACAGGAGCUUUUGGUACUUGUUGAGCCAAUAGACAAUGCAAAUGAUUUGGACAAACUUGGCGGCCUUGCUGUACUUACUCGUGAGCUUAAUCAUGUUGAUCCUGAUGUUAGGAAAAUUGCUGCAUGGAUUCUUGGAAAAGCAAGUCAGAAUAAUCCUAUUGUUCAAAAGCAGGUAUUGGAACUUGGGGCACUAGCAAAAUUAGUGUCGAUGGUAAAAUCUGAUUUUGUAGAAGAAGCCAUCAAGGCAUUGUAUGCUAUUUCAUCGUUGGUUCAAAAUAAUUUAUCUGGCCAGAAAUUAUUCUAUGCCGAAGCUGGAGAAACUAUGCUUCAGGAUAUUUUAAGCAACUCGAGCAUGGAUAUCAGAUUGCAGAAAAAAGCUGUUUUUCUUGCAAGUGAUUUGACUGUGACACAAUUAGAAAAACCAGAUGAAGCUGAAAGGCCAUUUUUUGGAGAUCGCUUUUUCUUGAAGUCCGUGGUAAAUCUCAUCCAUUCAACAGACAUCGAUCUCCAGGAGAAGGCCCUCAUUGCUCUAAAGAACCUCCUGCUUCUGAGAACAACGAAAGCUCAAGUUUUAAAAGAAUUUUGUGGGUUGGAUGCUGCUUUGGAGAGGAUGAGGAUGAAGCUGAAGGUAUUAAUGGAAGAGGAAGAUCACCGGGAUUAUGCAAUGGAUGUGGAAGAUCUACGAAGCCAAGUGGAGCAAAUUUUCCUUGAAAAGCUGGGAAAGGUUCCAACAUGAACAGAAGUACAAUAGGAUGAUUUUAGCUGCAGCUUUGAAGUUUGUCAUAUACAAUGCUUCUCUACUAACCUAGUCUGUUUCAUCGGUUCCCCCAAUAGAAAGAGAUGCAUCCUAGCCACUACUUUUAGGAAAGUUGAAAUUUUUGUUGAGAAUGUAGUACUAGAAGAGAGUGAAGAAUUUGUGUGUGGUGUAUAGCAAUGAUAUAUUGGUAGAAUAUUGUUCUUAACUAUUUGUUAUUGAAGAAAACUAAAAAUUAUUAAGAAGUUAA